GUUCCUUUGGCGGACCCUGUAUUACACUCUUUAAUCGCAAAUAAUAAGACCUACAGUAACCAUACUAAGUGAGUCAAAUCUUGCAUCUCGAUCUAAUAAAAUGCAUGAAAUAACUGCUAAUGUCCAUUCAGAGUUCCAAUUAAAAUCUGGCCAAUCACAGGUCUCAGAUCACUUGCUGCACAGCCGAUAGUGCACAUGAAGAUCUUUCCGCAGCAUCAGGGCAGGGCAGGAGUGAGGGUACCACCAGAGUACUAUCACUUAGGGAGGAUGCACCGCGGUAUAAAAACGGAUCGCACCCACGAUUUUGGUACAGUUGUCUCAUUUAUCAUCUAUCAUGAAGUUUCUGAUUUGCACAUUGCUGUUAACAUCAACAGUCCUUGCAAAGGAUAAGGACAAAGACAAGGAUGCCUCAAAGAAGGAAAAACGUGGACUUCUGUUAGGAGACCACAGCGGCUUCGGUGGGGGAGGUGACCAUGGACUUGGGGGUGGUCAUUUCUUUGGAAGUGACCUCGAUCUUGGAGGACAUGGUGACUUCGGAAGCAGUGGUAGCGCAUCUGGCGGAUCAUCUAUCAGCUCUGAAGGUCUAAUCAAACACAUAACAAUCCACAAAGUACAACACGUACCAGUUCCACAUCCUUACCCUGUCCACAUCGAAAAGAAGAUACAUUAUCCAGUAAAAGUACCAGUUCAUAUCAAGGUGGACAAGCCGUACCCUGUCCAUGUCCCCAAGCCUUACCCAGUUCCAGUGGAGAAGCCUUACCCUGUGAAAAUCAUCAAAAACGUAGCAGUACCUUACAAAGUCCCAUACAAAGUACCUUAUCCAGUGAAGGUACCUGUGCAUAUCCCCAAGCCUUACCCAGUGCCAGUGCAUAAAGCAGUUCCAGUCCCUGUUCCAGAGUACAACUUUGUGAAGAAACAUGUGCCAAUAAUCAUACAUACUAGUCACGGUGGUGAAGAUGGAGGAUUUGGAGGUGAACAUGGAGGUUUUGGAGCAGGUUCUGAUAGCGGAUAUGGGCAUAUUGAGGAAGGAUUUGGAGGUGGUCAUGGAGGAUUUGAAGGAGGCCUGGGAGGUCACGACUUUGGAGGGCACUGAUUUCCAAAGAUUUUCCUGCUAUUGCGUUGGUAAGCUGUGAUUUAUCUUCAGAAUAACACUCCGAAUCCAAGUGAUGUUAUAGAAUCGUAUGAUAUCAAAACCUUAAGGUUAGGCACAUAUUUCCACAACUUUGGAAGUCUUGAUCUAUCAGACUGGGCAAUGUCUUACUAUAUUUGUUCUCAUCAUUUUUUAGCGCAGUAACGAAUAAUGUUGAUAUAAAAAUGUUUUUGGCAAUUUUUUGUACAUUUGCGCUGCCUUUGAGAAUCAUUUUGUCCGCUGAGGCUUUGUAAUCUUUGUACAUAAGGAUGAAGCAUGAACUCAAACAUAAAAUAGCUUUAUUUGCAUGUAAAGAGUUUUUUAAGUUUGUUAGUGCACUACCGAGACUCUGAUAGCGUAUGUAGUAUCUAAACUACAACAGUUAUUUUGUUUUAGAUUCUGUGAUAUGCUUGUAAAAAUUUGAAAUUUAUUGCUGAUUCAUCAUCACAUAGUUAUUUUAUAUUUUUGUACAAUAAAGCUGAAAAAGAACAAAGUUGUUAUCAUUGAUUAUCCUUGCUGCUAGAGUGCCCCCAAAUCCUGUAGAGGCAACAUUCUUUUGAAACGAAAUCAG
Messenger RNA from Acanthoscelides obtectus, 1700 nucleotides. Lineage: Eukaryota; Metazoa; Arthropoda; Insecta; Coleoptera; Chrysomelidae. The record is from the annotation of a GenBank genome assembly.